CUGCCUAUGUUUCGGUGUGUGUGGAUCGUUUGCCUCAACUGCUGCAGCUCGCAUUUUGCCAUUUCGCCCGUGGAGUUGCACAUCGUCACAACGUAGCUGAGCGAAUAUGAAUGUGGAGAAACUGAAACGUUUGCAGGCGCAGGUGCGCAUUGGCGGCAAGGGCACGCCCCGUCGUAAAAAGAAGGUCAUGCACCAGACGGCGGCCACCGAUGAUAAGAAGCUGCAGAGCUCGCUAAAGAAACUCUCUGUGAGCACCAUACCCGGCAUUGAAGAGGUCAACAUUAUAAAAGAUGAUCUUACGGUCAUCCACUUUAACAAUCCCAAGGCGCAGGCUUCGCUGUCGGCCAACACUUUUGCUGUGACUGGUCAUGGCGAAACCAAGAAGGUUGUUGAAAUGCUGCCAGACAUACUGCCCCAGCUGGGGCAGGAGACUGUAGUGCAACUGCGUGCCUAUGCCAGCGCCAUGUCCAACAAUCAAAAGGCGCAAGAGAAUGGUGCCGAUGACGAUGAUGAUGUGCCGGCGCUGGUGGGUGACUUUGAUGAGGUAGCCAAGCAGGAGGCCAACAAGCAGCAGGAACAGCUCAAAGGCAACAAAAAACCAGAGCAGCAACAGAAUACCAAGAAAGCUAACAAACAGGAGAACAAGCAAAAUAAAAAACAGGAGCAGCAAACGAAACAGAAUGAAAAUCAGCAAAAGACUAAGCAGCCACAAGAACAGAAGAAACAACAAGGUAAAAAGAAUGACAAUGAGCAGACAAAACAGGACGAGAUCAAGCCUGAAGUGAAGCAGCAAAAUCAAGCGGCGCAAGCCAAACCCGUAGAGGCACCAAAGCUUGUGGAGCAGCCGAAACCUGUGGAGCAGGCAAAACCUGUCGAGCAGUCUAAACAGCAAGAGCAACCCAAGCAAGUGGAACAAAAGAAGCCUGCGGAGCAACAGAAACCAAAAGAGCAAAACAAACAGAAGGAACAACCCAAGCAACAGGAACAAUCCAAACAACAGCAACAGCCGAAGCUCAUCGAGCAAGCAAAACCUGUGGAGCAACCGAAAGCAAUGGAGCAACCCAAGCCAGUGGUAGAAGUAAAGCCAGUGGAACAAGCGAAGCCCAUCGAGCAAGCAAAACCUGUGGAGCAACCAAAACCAGUUGACACUAAAGCUGUAGCUAUGCCCAGUGCACCACCCGUCGCUUGGGGAGCACCUAUUGCUGGAGGCCAAACCUUGGCGCAAAUAGUGGCUGCUGAUCCUCCCAAGUCAGCAGAGCCAGUAGCUCCAGCGCAAAAAGAACAGUCGCCACCCAAGCCUGCACAAGCUCCAGCCCCGCAGGCGAUCGUAGAACCAAAAAAAGAGACGCCAGCACAAGCGAUCGUUUUACCAGCAGCUGCGCCGCCAGCUGCACCAAUCGAAGUUAAAGAGGCUAUUGUUGCCAAGCAGGAGGCAACACCAGUUGCUGCUACUGCUCCAGUAACUCCAGAGGAAGCAAAGCCCAUUGAGCAAAAACUGGAUGCAGCUCCACAGCCAAAGCAGGCAUCGCCCAAGCAAAAGACGCCACCAAAGCAGGCGGCACCAAAGCAAAAGACACCACCAAAACAAGCGGCACCAGCAGCUGAGCCGGCCAAUCCGCCACAAAAGGAAGCUCUAGUUGUGCCCGAGAAAAAACUAGAAGAAAUGCCUGCAGCACAACCGACUCAACAGCCAGCGGCGCCAGUUGCUGAACCACAACAAGUUAAGCCCGCAGGUCAAGCGCCUAAGUCGGCAGCUGCUCCCAAUGCCAAUGCAAAGAAACCAGAUGCUGCACAAAAACCCAAACAACAGCCACAAGCUAAGCCUGCCCAGCAGCAGCAACAACAACAGCAGCCACAAGCUAAGCCUGCGCAGCAACAACAACAGCAGCAGCCACAAGCAGUGACCAGCUCCAAGCAAAGACGCGUUACGCCCACAAAUGACGCACCCAUCAAAUACCCCAAAUUUGAGCCAGCUGGGUUCACGUAUUCAAAAAUAGCUCGGCCACCACAAUAG
Messenger RNA from Drosophila busckii, 2014 nucleotides. It is a transcript of the gene uncNacbeta, whose product is annotated as pollen-specific leucine-rich repeat extensin-like protein 1. The record is from RefSeq and is a predicted model, not a curated record. Gene Ontology annotation, cellular component: nascent polypeptide-associated complex; cytosol. Bases 107 to 2014 code for a protein of 635 amino acids. NCBI's taxonomy places the organism in Eukaryota, Metazoa, Arthropoda, Insecta, Diptera, Drosophilidae. The transcript is spliced from 3 exons.